This is a messenger RNA of Onthophagus taurus, 1339 nucleotides long. NCBI's taxonomy places the organism in Eukaryota, Metazoa, Arthropoda, Insecta, Coleoptera, Scarabaeidae. The record is from RefSeq and is a predicted model, not a curated record.
GAUUCGGACGACAUCUACCACAACGAUAAACAGUUACUUUUCUUUGAACGAAAUAAUCUCAGCGUUGUAAUUGAAUAUGACGAAUUCUUAGAUCAUUUGCAAUUCCAUUUUAACUGGGACGAUUCUUUGCACGAAUUCUUAAUAGUUACAUUAACACACAUCCCAAGUACCAACACAAGCAUUCAUUGUGGUGUUGACAUCGAAGAAACCAUCUACGGUCCCGAUUAUUUCCUCGGAAGCAGGGACGAACUCAAUUUCGGUUGUACUUAUCUCAUAACAGUUAAUGACAGCUUCGAAAGCCUAUCUUUUAAUUACUCCAUACCUUAUUGUGUCGAUGGAAAAUGCGAUUGCAACCAUUUCCCGCUACCGAUGAACAUUACCGUGGAGUAUCAACGCAAAGACGAAUUUUUAAUUGAAUGGAUUUUUGGGAAUCCCCAAGAUGAAGCGGUUUUAGUGAACGUCACGUUUAUUUCCUACGUAAUUGAGAAUUGCGGCGAUUUUUCUGCAUCUCAAUACACUUUAAUGGAACCUAAAUAUAAAUUAUUAGAUUCGAAUAAUUCCGCUUUGAUUUUUACCGAAAAUCACCCCCAUAUAUGUUUAUUAAUUACCUUUACAAACAAAUUUGGUUGCCCUGAACGAUAUUUGAGGCGAUUAGAAGUCAUAAAACAGGAUCUUUCUCCUUGGCUCAACAUCUCCUACACGUUUAUCUUGGUAAUUAUCUUAUUGGUCAUCAUAGCACUUUGGUACAUCGAUAAAUGCCGAGGAACAAUCAAAGCUUUAUUAAUCUCGAGGUUUUUAAACCGAAGGCGAAGAAACCACCACAACAUUUACGGCUAUGCUACCGAAACCACGAAAAAGAUCGAAACAAACAAUUUGUUGUACAUCGAAAGCGAAAUUCUCGAAGGAGAGGUCGAUGAAUUCGAAUUUCCAAGAAACCAUUUAAAACUUUUAUACGAAAUUGGAAAAGGAGCCUUCGGCGAAGUUUAUCUUGGAAACGCGCUCGUUAAUGGCAAAGAAGAAUCGGUCGCUGUUAAAACGUUGCGAGAAAAAUCUUCGAUUGAAGAGGUCGAAGAUUUCAGAGCGGAAAUCGAUAUAAUGAAAAAAAUCGGGCAACAUCCCAACAUUGUGACGAUGCUGAAAUGUUGCACUCUUCACGAACCGUUUAUGAUGAUUAUGGAAUACGUUCCUUACGGAGAUUUGAAGCAUUACUUAAUGAAUUUGAGAGAUAAGUGGAAGAAGAAGCUAAUUAAUUAUAAUGAUGACGUCUACAAUGGAUCUGGGAUGUAUAUUAACCCAAAUUCGCCGAGAUUUGAGAAAACGAAGAAGCCUUCAACAAGUA